Messenger RNA from Anoplopoma fimbria (sablefish), 2437 nucleotides. It is a transcript of the gene tnfsf13b, whose product is annotated as TNF superfamily member 13b. Gene Ontology annotation, biological process: immune response. Bases 225 to 1016 code for a protein of 263 amino acids. Gene Ontology annotation, cellular component: membrane. Gene Ontology annotation, molecular function: receptor ligand activity; tumor necrosis factor receptor binding. The transcript has 6 exons. The record is from RefSeq and is a predicted model, not a curated record. Lineage: Eukaryota; Metazoa; Chordata; Actinopteri; Perciformes; Anoplopomatidae.
UAUAUUUUUUCCUGCGUACUAAACUGGAACCAGCUACUGAAGGACAAAGAGAGAGUUAAGGAAGCCAGUGGAGCUUUUUAGACGGGCAUUAAGGUAAAGUUUAAGACAACAUUGAUGCCAGAAGCAAACAUCCACCAUUCCUAGCCCGAGUCAGUCAGAAGAGAGGCAGCCGAGUUCAGGCCUGAGACUGGUCAUGCUACCGGUGUGAGCUGUCUGGAGACUGUAUGGGCCCCGCUAUGGCAGUUUUGGCAGGUGUGAAGGCUGGGUCUGGACAAAGGACUGGUGAAGGGAGGCUGUCCUGGCCGGUUUUCCUGCUGACGCUAGCUGCCGUCACCUCCUCCUCUCUUUCAGCGUUGUCCCUGUACCAACUGGUGGCUCUCAGAGCGGAGGUAGAGGGACUCAAAUCAGAGGUUGGUCGCAGGAGAGAAGAGGGACAAGAGGCCAAGCAUGCAGGCCAGAGUGACAAUAUCAGUAGGAGAAGCAGCCAAGAGACCUUGCACCAACCUGGGUUACAACAUGCUCUCCCCCUUAUAAGGAAGAAAAGAUUGGUCUCUGGAUCAGAGACAUUAGUUUCUCAGCCUUGCCUGCAGUUGAUGGCAAACAAUAGCAGGAAAACCUUCCAGAAAGAAUAUAACUCGGAGCCGCACACAGGUAUCCCCUGGCAGGCAGGGCUGAGGAGAGGCUCCGCCCUGGAGGUGGACGGAGACAGCAUCUUAGUCACAGAGGAGGGCUACUACUUUGUGUACAGUCAGGUCUACUACAUGGACAGCACCUUUGCAAUGGGCCAUGUGGUGAUCCGGAGGAAGAGGAAUGUGGUGGGAGACGAGCCUCAGUAUGUGAUCUUGUUCCGCUGCAUCCAGAACAUGAACCCCGUCCACCCUUACAACACCUGCUACACGGGAGGUAUCGUGAAGCUGGAGAUCGGGGACCACUUGGAGCUGCUGAUCCCUCGCUCCACAGCCAAAGUGUCCCUGUAUGGAGACACCACCUUCCUGGGUGCUGUCAAACUGGCUUAAAAAUGUGUCACCUCAUUUCAGACUAGAGGGACACUGUGGUGUGGUGGUGGUGGUGGUGGUGGUGGUGGUGGGAAAAGGUGCUAUGAUGAGAGCAGCAUAGCACAGUUCUGGUGACCUCGCAUGACUUUGGGGUGAUGUGAUUAUGCGAGGUGAGAAAAAUACAGGAAGCAGCCAUAUCUGUGCGGGCUGAGUGAUAGACUGCGUGUCUCCUAGCUUGUUCCGCCUGAGGAGACAUGAAAAAGAGUUGAUUGCAUGGUCUUUACUCUUAUGACCUUUUCUUGGAUGGACCUUAUACAUGUAGCUACAGCUGUAUUAUGCUCAUUUCUACUAUACAUCAUUACAGAAUAUUGUUAAAAAAAACUGUCAGAGUCAAAUACUUUAUCUUCAAAUAAUGAUGUGACUUUGUCUGACUUGUAAGAUAUUUGUUACUUGUGUGUCAUUCUCAUACUGUUUUGAUCAAUAUUCUUCCUCCUGUAGCAGCAGCAUUACUUAAAUAGCUCUCAUAUGUCAUUUUAGAUAUUCAAACAAAAAAAUAUCAUCUCAAUGUAAUAAUUCGAUUUAAGUUUAUUAACUGAUUAAAAAUUCAGAUGCAAUAAAGUGACAGUUCUGUGCAAAAUAUAUGACAUCAUCUGAAAUCUGGGUGGAGGUUAUUGUUCCUUUGUUGGCCACAAGAAGGAAAGACUUCAAUGUGACAGAACAGAGAGAGGAAUGGAGCUGAGGUUGAGCAGUGACAGUGGAACAAUCAGGUAAAAGUGCCUAUUUUUAGACUGAGGCUCAGCUGUACAGGCAGAUGAUGUCUGCACAUUCAAAGCAGCUCCUGCUCAAUUCAUUUGUAAUGCCUGAAGAGCCAGGAGGAAAAAGUGAUAUGUGCUCAAUGGAUGAUACUUCAUGUAAACUAAGCUAAGCUAGUGGGGGAGGGAGAGUUACACCUAAUGUUUUAUUUUGUAAUGCAUCUUCUGGGCGAUUUUAUUGUGCAAGUCACAUCAACUUUAUAAAUGAAUGAAACAGAGUAAAUGGUUAUUAAAAACUAAAGUACAAUAUGAAUUAUUAUAGGUUUUAUUUUACACAGAAUAGUUUUGCCUAAUGAAAAGCAUAAUAGUGGAACACAGUAUAGAUAAUGGAAAAAUAUAAAUACUGAUAUUUAUCACCCACCCCUCGUAUACAGGAAGUUAAGUUUGAUCUAUAUCUUUGGCUGUUAUUUUCUGUAAGGGAACAACAAACACAACUAACACACUGCUCAUUUUUGGAACUAAAGGUUUGUUUGGUGGCAGUGGCAGCCCCGGGGUAAGACACCCACCCACAUGUAACUCAGCUUGUGCCCAGUGUCAGUUAAGUCUAUGUUUUGCCUCCACACAUUUGUACUUCAAGUCACUUGAUCUCAUUAUUUUUUGUUGGUUGGGAAGCAUCUCUGUAUUUUGUCA